AUGGACGACCCGACCUCGACACCCGCCCAACAGAAACGCCCUCGUGUGGCCGAAGAAAAUCGCAAACGAGCUGUCCGAGCAUGUGAUGGUUGUCGCAGAGUGAAGGAGAAGUGCGAAGGUGGUGUGCCAUGUCGCCGCUGCCUGCGUUAUCGUCGACAAUGCAAUUUCACACAUAUAGAACCGACCGAGAAGACCCGUUCGACCUCUGUAUCACUAUUGGAUCGAGCUGCCUCGGUGAGUCGGCAUGAAAUCGCGGAGGCAGAGCGUGUGCGCUGUAUGGAGCGCCUUCUUGCACACUACGUUCCCAAUAUCACUUUCGACAUCCAGUCUUUGCGACAGGCGGCCGACGAACUGAACGCCAAACGCCGUGAUUCGGAGUCCGAUGUACUUUCCACCAAGGUCGAUGCCAAUGAGCUAGAAGACCUUGCGAUUGAUGAAGAGGACUUUACAAUUAAGGCGCUCCCGGAUAAUACAACUCAAUAUUCUGGAGAGUUCUCAUAUUUGAACUUCUCGGAGAAAAUCCGAAAGAAAAUUGACGGCUGGAUGAAAACUGCAGCUCCAGAUGCCAGCACAGAAGUCGAGCCGUUUGAGGAUCGAUGGCGAGCCACUCAACUUCAGUCCGCAUCACCUUUAGUGUCGGCAUCGAUUACUUGUCUGCCGCCGCGCUAUGUAGCCGACUUUCUCGUCCAGAUCUUCUUCAAGUAUGCACAGACGAAUAACUUUUAUGUGGAAGAGGAUUGGCUUUGUGAAAAGCUAAAUAUUUGCUAUACCAAUCCAUCUGACCUAUCCUCCGAUGACGCCGGUGCGGUUUGUGCCAUUCUCAUGGUGCUGGCGGUUGGUACUCAGUUUGCGCAUAUGGAAUCGUCUACGCCGGUCAACUGCAUUCCCUCGGAUGCUGCACAAGAUCACCAUUUCUCGGAGGAUGAGGUCGGUUUGACAUUUUAUCAGUUUGCGUCGAAACUCUUGCCAGAUAUUAUUGCGACUGCAUCUGUGCGCAGUGUGCAAGCUUGCCUGCUGAUCGGAACAUAUCUCCUGCCUCUGGAUACAUCAGGACUGUGCUAUACAUACUUUGGCCUGGCACUCAAGCUUGCUAUUCAAAAUGGAAUGCACCGAAGAUAUCAUGGAGAAGGCCUUUCGCCACGCAUGAUUGAAACCAGAAAUCGCGUGUUCUGGACAUCAUACACGAUUGAGAAGCGGAUCAGUAUUCUGCAUGGCAGACCAGCAUCAUUAGCCGAUGCCGAUGUCGAUGCACCAUUCCCCAUUGAUUUCCCUAGCUUGAUGCCAGCUUCGCAACCUUCAAACCAUACGAAUAUGAUUGCCCUUAUUACACUGACAUUAAAACUUGGCCAAGUGUCAAAUGAGAUUACCUUUCUCCGAACGUGUCCCAAAGGGCAACAGCAAGAUUGUCUUGAAAGGCUGCUGAAUAUCCGAAAACAUCUGAUUGAAUGGUGGUCCACACUACCGGAAGAGUCAAGCUGCCGCGACCUCAACCCCAGCGGAGUCCUCUUCCGCUCCAACGUACACCUGAAACUCGAUUACUGUCUCACUCGGAUAUUUAUCGGCCGGCCGUUCCUCUUCAGUAAUAUAAGGGCUCUUUCUCAAACACCUACCGCUUUCAAGGGCCCAUCGGGAAUAUCCAAGAGUCGAGCAACCCUUGUCACAGACUGCGUCGAAGCGGCUCUGGAAAUUAUCGACCUGUGUCGCCUUCUCCGAGACGAAACUGGGCUCGCUCGUGCCUCUUUCACUGAGUUCAGCUCAUGUCGUGCGGCACUCCUAGUGAUUCUAGCCCAAGGCUUAGCAAAACGGACCGAACGUCUCGGUGCAGCUCUCGAACAGGGCAUCUCUCUGAUCAAGAUUAUGUCGAUGGGCGUUGGCUCUGCACGCUCAGCUGUUAGCGUCAUCGAAGCUCUCGAACGCGCUAUCCGUCGUCUUGAGAUGUGGAGCGAAUCUCAACAGACACAGAGCAACGGAAACAGCAUGGAAUCCGCCUACGAUCGGUUCAAGAAUUGGGAGAUGCUUUGGAAGACCGGUCCGGUGUCACCUUCCACCAUGGCAUGGAAACAGCAAGAAGCAUAUGAUUCUGCUGUCCAGCAAGGCGUAGGAUCACACCCAACCCCUGGGCCAUCUGUCGCCGGCGCCGUCGGUUCAGGCAUUUCCAUCACAUCGCCCAGUCUCCCUCUACCCCCUAGCACUGCCGAUUCCGAGCAUGGAAUUGGUGGAAUGGAUCAAGACUUGCUGGAAGGAAACAUGCCGACCAGUGGCCUCUCUGCGUCGGACAACUUUUCCCUGUCACACCCGUCUCUUACUCAAAUGCCCCACUUUGGCUUUGAUCAUUUCGUUUCCAACUUCCCGCAGGAGUUGGGCGAGUUCACUGCCAUUCCAUGCUUUGAACCGGAUAAUCAAGGUAAUACUCCAGGUCUUGUCGGCACUGACCUCAAGAAUCCUUCAGGCAAUCCCGAUUCGCAUUGGUUACAGUUCAUGAAUGAGUGA
Penicillium waksmanii is the source of this 2490-nucleotide messenger RNA. Its product is annotated as Zn(II)2Cys6 transcription factor. Gene Ontology annotation, biological process: DNA-templated transcription; regulation of DNA-templated transcription. The record is from RefSeq and is a predicted model, not a curated record. NCBI's taxonomy places the organism in Eukaryota, Fungi, Ascomycota, Eurotiomycetes, Eurotiales, Aspergillaceae. Gene Ontology annotation, molecular function: DNA-binding transcription factor activity, RNA polymerase II-specific; DNA binding; zinc ion binding. The coding region runs from base 1 to 2490 and encodes 829 amino acids. The transcript is spliced from 7 exons.